This is a messenger RNA of Silurus meridionalis, 1207 nucleotides long. RefSeq names its product opsin-5-like. The coding region runs from base 121 to 1173 and encodes 350 amino acids. The record is from RefSeq and is a predicted model, not a curated record. Gene Ontology annotation, cellular component: membrane. The transcript has 4 exons. Gene Ontology annotation, molecular function: G protein-coupled receptor activity. Gene Ontology annotation, biological process: visual perception; G protein-coupled receptor signaling pathway. Lineage: Eukaryota; Metazoa; Chordata; Actinopteri; Siluriformes; Siluridae.
CUCAAACAUUCACCUAUAAAAGAGUCGGUACAAAGAGUCGACCUUGUUCGAGAUCUGUGUGCGCCACUGGCAUCAGACUGAUUUACACACUUCCACUGGAAAACACAAAUCCACUGCCUCAUGGAUAUAUAUACCUCGAAACUUUCUCCCGCGGUGGAUUAUGGAGCCGGGGCCUUUCUGCUGCUGAUAGCAAUUUUAUCCAUUGUUGGAAAUCUACUGGUCCUUUUAUUGGCAUACAAACGCUCCUCUCAGAUGAAGCCUCCAGAGCUUCUUAGCGUCAACCUGGCAGUAACAGAUCUUGGUGCAGCAGUCUCGAUGUAUCCUCUUUCUAUAGCAUCAUCAUGGAACCAUUACUGGAUAGGAGGUGAUACCACCUGCAUCUACUAUGGCUGGAUGGGGUUCUUUUUUGGUGUAGCCAGCAUAGCCACCCUGACAGUCAUGGCUGUAGUGCGUUUCACUGUAUCCAUGAAACUACAUUCUCACAUGGAGAAAAUCACUAAAAGGACAGUGCAGGUGAUGUUGGCACUCACAUGGCUGUAUGCUCUCUUAUGGGCUGUGUUUCCUUUGAUUGGUUGGGGUGCAUAUGGCCCUGAGCCCUUCGGACUGUCCUGUACACUGGCCUGGGCAGAAAUGAAGGAGCACAGCCCAUCCUUUGUCAUCAGCAUGUUUGCCAUGAACCUGGCCAUCCCAGCUGUCAUCAUCGUUUUCUGCUACUUUGGCAUCACCCUCCGACUCUAUUUCUACUACAAUUCUAAAGAGAAUAUCAGCAUUAUGCAGAACAAAGUUAAGCUGCAGCGACGCCUCAUGUUGAUUGCUGUUCUGAUCAGUGCUGGUUUUAUCGGCUGCUGGACACCCUAUGGGAUCGUGAGCUUAUGGUCCAUCUACUCAAAUUCCUCUAUUACUCCUCAUGUCAGUAUGUUGCCCUGCCUCUUUGCCAAGACUUCCACUGUGUAUAACCCAUUAAUCUAUUAUAUCUUCAGCAAGUCUUUUAAACAGGAGGUUAAGCAGCUUCUCUGUGCAUGCAUUAGAUCCAAGGGAUGUCGUGGCUCUCAUCCAGAGAACCUCACAGAGAAUACAGUUUGCGUGGUGUGCGAUGGAACCACGGUCAAAGAAGAGCUGCAACUGAAGCCUUUGUUUCGAAAGCACACAGAGUUGCCGAUACAUAAUUUGUAAUUGUGGAAUAUUAAUAACUUUGGGAUUUAUUUUC